AUGCAAGUGCCCGUGGUCGACGCCGACAACUGUGUUGUCAACGACAAGAAGUACCAGCCGCCGCUGACGUUCCCCAUUGGUCCGUUCACCCGGUACGAGCACAACCCGAUCUUGGUCCCCGACCAAAACCGCGAGUUCGAAAGCGGCUACCUAUACAAUGCCACCGCCAUUGUCGUCGACGACAGGGUGUGGUUAUUGUAUCGAGCACAAUCAACCAAUAAAACGUCGAGUGUCGGCCUCGCAUGGCUGUCAGAUGGGGUAACCUUCACCAAGUACCCUAAGCCGAUCAUCUAUCCUACGGAGCCGUGGGAGGCAAAAGGGGGCUGUGAGGAUCCCCGGAUCGUGUUUGACUACGAAAACAAACGCUUUGUCGUCACCUAUACGGGCUACGAUAGUAAAACUGCUCGGUUGUGUGUGGCAUACUCCAAAGAUUUGCUCAAUUGGACUAAGCUUCCCCCCUUUGUCAAGCCAAGCAAAGAUGGUGAGCAAGGGUCGGAAUGGCUGAAACUGGGGGCGAUCUUCAACGAGAAAGUCAAUGGCAGGUACUGGAUGGUGUAUGGCGAAGGCAAUCACAAGUUGGCUUACUCAGAGGAUAUGAUCAACUGGACAAUGGCGGGUCUGUUCUCCAAUCCUGAGGUGUUUACUGUACCGAGGUUCCCCUAUGAGUCACGGUUAAUUGAGCCUGGUCCCGCUCCCAUUAAGCUUACAACGGGACAAUGGGCAUUCUUGUAUAAUGCUCUGACUAAUGGUGACGAUCAGCUAGGACUUGAACCUACCACAUACACACUUAGUCAGAUGCUCGUUGAUUUGCCAGCAAUUGAACAAGGUCCUGUUGCCAGACUUGAACGUCCGUUCAUGCGUCCAGAGUCGGAUAAUGAAAAGAAUGGUCAGGUGGACAAAGUGGUAUUCUGUGAAGGCGUGGUACAAUUUCAUGGCAAAUGGUUCUUAUAUUACGGCCAGGGCGACUCCGAGUUGGGUGUAGCCUUUGCCGACGUGGUUUAG
Molecule: messenger RNA, 1002 nt
Organism: Diutina rugosa
Lineage: Eukaryota; Fungi; Ascomycota; Pichiomycetes; Serinales; Debaryomycetaceae
Exons: 1
Coding region: 1-1002 (333 amino acids)
Source: RefSeq, a predicted model, not a curated record